AAUAUAUUGCUUUGACUGUGAUGUCGGUGCUCUACAUGGAGAAACUAAGCCGUGUUUUCGAGCGUUAUCAGGAGUAUGUGAGGACAAGCCCGGCAGCCGCGUCUCAUCUGGAGAGCACAGUGCGCGCGCUUAGUUACCUGAUCGCAGGCCGCUUCUCAGACUCUCAUGAAAUCUCAGAGCUGGUCUACUCCGCGUCUAACCUGCUAGUGCUGCUGAAUGAUGGUAUCUUGAGGAAGAAUCUGUCUCGGACUUUGCCUAUGUCUAUUUCUCAACAGAAGCUGUUAACCUGGUUGUCAGUGCUGGAGUAUGUGGAGGUUUUCGUUGAGAUGGCAGCCGCCAAGAUGUGGGGGGAUGCUGGACGCUGGCUUGUUAUUGUUCUUAUUCAGAUUGCCAAAGCAGUUCUGCGCUGCCUGCUGCUCUUCUGGUACAAAUCAGGCAUCCAGACUUCACCACCUAUAAUUCCUCUGGACAGGGAUUCUCAGCUCUGUAGUCAAGACAACAAUGAAGAAGAAGAUGAUGAAGACAGUUCUUUUGUGGGCCAGCGUUCAGGAAGAGUGGUCCGGCCACUGGGAAGUGCACCAUCAUUACAGUCUCGUCUCUGGGGUCUCCCUCGGAAAAAGAAAGUAAGCAGGAAUCAGGAAGAGGAGCUUUACUCCAGCCCGACUCCUCUGGGUCUGCAGGAAACCAUCGCAGAAUCCCUGUACAUCGCAAGACCGCUUCUGCACCUGGCCAGUCUUGGGAUUUGCGGAAAACGUUCCUGGAAACCAUGGAUCCUCUCUGGUCUCUUAGAGAUAACCAGUUUUAGUUUGCUGAGUGACAUGAAGGCGCUGAACCGAAGAGAGCGUGCUGAAAUGAGGAGACGGGCCUUCCUUUUGCUCUACUACCUGCUCCGCUCCCCUUUCUAUGACCGAUACUCUGAGACAAAGAUCCUCUUCCUCCUCCGCUUUUUGGCAGAUUACGUUCCCGGAGUUGGUUUGGUGGCGCGUCCUCUGAUGGAGUACUUGCCCAUUUGGCAGAAGAUCUACUUUUACAACUGGGGCUGACGUCGAAGUGAAUUUUUCACAGGUCAACGGCGCCAAAAAAAUGUUAGUUUAAGGAAAGCCUUUUCGGGGAUACUACAGCUACAAGAGGACUCGAAUCACAACUGUGCCAGAACAUCUCCACGAUUAUUGAGUAACAGAAAAUCUGGAUAAUUUUCCGAUUGCUGCUUUUCUCUUUAAGCUUUCCUGUAAUUUUAUGCAUCUGAGCCACAAUUUCUUGCGCAUAUUAUAAACACCUGGUAUUAAAUGGCUUGGCCAAACUUCAAGUUAUAUAUCCCUCAAUAUGAAUGCCUUCAUUUUAAUUUAGAUGUACAUUUGCAGGGAAUAGUUUUUUUAAACUAUAAUAAUUGACUGA
Messenger RNA from Danio rerio (zebrafish), 1395 nucleotides. It is a transcript of the gene pex16, whose product is annotated as peroxisomal biogenesis factor 16. The record is from RefSeq and is marked validated. Lineage: Eukaryota; Metazoa; Chordata; Actinopteri; Cypriniformes; Danionidae. Gene Ontology annotation, cellular component: peroxisomal membrane.